Cyphellophora attinorum is the source of this 1926-nucleotide messenger RNA. RefSeq names its product Cell division control protein 1. The transcript is spliced from 3 exons. Bases 1 to 1926 code for a protein of 641 amino acids. The record is from RefSeq and is a predicted model, not a curated record. Gene Ontology annotation, cellular component: endoplasmic reticulum. NCBI's taxonomy places the organism in Eukaryota, Fungi, Ascomycota, Eurotiomycetes, Chaetothyriales, Cyphellophoraceae. Gene Ontology annotation, biological process: GPI anchor biosynthetic process.
AUGAAACAUCACAAACUACCAGAUCGAGGCAUCGAUGUUCUGUCACUCCUCCGCCGGAGAAUACUGCGCCUGACGACGGGCCUCAUACUGGUGUGGUGGAUAGCAAUAUGGUGGGGCGAGAGCGGCAUCUACAGCAGCACCGUGUCGCAGUGCUCGUGGGAGAAUUGGGAGACAUGGACCACCCAAGCACAGCCACAUCACGUUCUCCUCAUAGCAGACCCCCAGCUCGUCGAUCCGCACACCUACCCAGGCCGGCCAUGGCCUUUGAGCACGCUAACCAUACUCUACACCGACCUGUACCUCCGCCGCGCAUACCGCACGCUUCAACAGACUCUCCGUCCAGACUCAACACUCUUCCUCGGUGACCUCUUCGACGGCGGCAGAGAGUGGGGAACAGCAGACUACAAGUCGCCGGAAGACCGGUACAAAGGCUACGGCGACAAGUUCUGGCGCAAAGAGUACAGGCGCUUCUCGAACCUAUUCCUGCAAAACUGGUUUCAUGGCUCCAUCUCAAGCCAUGCCGCACCCUACGGUCGCAGACUUAUCGCCUCAGUGCCGGGCAAUCAUGACCAGGGCUUUGCAAGUGGGAUCGACCCCGCGGUCAAGAGCAGAUUCGACGCUUUCUUCGGACCCUUGAACCGCGUGGAUGUGUUGGGAAAUCACUCAUUCGUAUCCCUCGACACGGUCUCCCUCAGCGCAAUGGACCAAGUCGAUCCCAACACAGGCGCACACGGCGGCGGGGAUGCCAGCGCCUCAGCUACCGCCAUCCAGCGAGAGUACGAUCUCCUCCAACCCAACAUGAAAUUCCCACCAGACCUCAUCGAUCUCGCAGACCCCUACGCCCCCUCCAAUCCCCGCCACCAACCACCAACACCCGACAUCCCCACCUCACAAUUCCCAACCAUCAUCCUCUCCCACGUCCCCCUCUUCCGCCCAGACAACACCCCCUGCGGCCCCCACCGUGAAGGCCGCCCCCACAUCCCUCUCUCCGCCGGUUACCAGUAUCAAAACGUGCUAACCCCGCUCAUCUCUUCCGACAUCAUCAAGCACCUCAAUUCAGAAGAGAUCGUGCAGAUCUACUCCGGCGACGACCACGAUUACUGCGAGAUCACGCAUUCGGAGUAUACGGGCGCCAUCAAGGAGAUUACUGUGAAAUCUAUGUCUUGGGCUAUGGGCGUGAGAAUUCCGGGAGUGCAACUGGUUAGUUUGUGGAAUCCGGUCGAUUUGAAGAAAGCUGUAAAUGAGGCGUUCGCUGAUCCCGAUGUUGACGGAUCGAAUCCUACGCGCCUCCCGGCGCCGAAGGACACACUCCAGAACCACCUCUGCCUUCUGCCUGUUCAGCUGGACGUCUUCAUUCGCUACGCCCAGCUUCUCGGCUUGACGCUGGUGAUCCUGGCGAUUGAUACGGUCCGCACAACGCGGCGGAGGAGGCAAUUGAGGAAGACGACGCCGUAUGAUCGGUCUGAACCGUUGUUGCCUCUUGUUAGUACGACCACAACUACGAACCCUUCCAAAGAUGCUAUUGCGCGCAAGCGCUCAAACUCAAACUCCGCCAACCAGCUUCUAGCUGCUACUGCAAAUGGUGCAGCGACGGAGCGAUUGUCUGCACGGAGCAGCUACGGCAACCUGCCAGCCUCUUCGCGAUCGGCGUCACCUGCGAAGGCGUCGUCGUAUAGUCCGCCGAGGGAGUACAGUGACAGCAGCAAUCCAUUCACUUUCCAAUCGACUGAAACAGCAGCUUCGCCAAACAAUGACGAAGACGACGAUGACGACUGGGGAAUGCCCAGCAAGAAAAACCGAGCACUUAUGCUCCCACCAAAGGGAGGCGCCCUCACGAUAUUCGGGCGGAAGAUAUACCAGGUAGCCUGGCCGGUCUUGCUGGUUUAUGGUUGGUUCUUGUGGCGGGAUCGUGAACCGGGGAUCUAG